This is a messenger RNA of Sporothrix schenckii 1099-18, 561 nucleotides long. Its product is annotated as DNAse1 protein. Bases 1 to 561 code for a protein of 186 amino acids. The transcript has a single exon. Lineage: Eukaryota; Fungi; Ascomycota; Sordariomycetes; Ophiostomatales; Ophiostomataceae. The record is from RefSeq and is a predicted model, not a curated record.
AUGUUCUCUUUCCGCAACGUCGCUGCUGCUAUGGCUCUCGCCGCCACUGCUCAGGCUACCAACACGCUCACUUUUGUCUCCACGGACAACAUUGCCCGCACCAUCUACAUCACUCCCAGCGUCGGCGUCGAGGGCAUGGACCCCGUGACCGUCGCUCCUGGUGCCACCGUUCCCGUUAACUUCGCGGAAGGCUUCAUUGGCAAUGCAUACGCUGUCCAGGAGGGCAAGGAGAACGUCCCCGGCAUGCUCGCCGAGGUCAACUUCCAGGGCUGGGGCGGCUCGACCUACUUUGACGUCUCUGCCAUCGUCAACUCGGCCGACACCGACAACAUCAUGAUGAUGUACCCGGCGGACGCCCCCAACACCCCCACCUCUGGCUGCAACCCCUUCCCCUGCAACAACGCCUACUACCUGCCCGACGAUGUCCAGACCAAGGUCACUGACCAGACCAACCUCAUUGUCACCUUGGGCAGCGGCAGCGCCAACACCACCAAGCGCGACGUCAACUCCGCUGCCACUGGCAAGAACCUGCCCCGCAACCUGGUCGAGCUGAAGUACUAA